Molecule: messenger RNA, 5240 nt
Organism: Pygocentrus nattereri (red-bellied piranha)
Lineage: Eukaryota; Metazoa; Chordata; Actinopteri; Characiformes; Serrasalmidae
Gene: clcn3
Product: chloride channel 3
Exons: 14
Coding region: 562-3009 (815 amino acids)
Biological process (GO): transmembrane transport; chloride transport
Cellular component (GO): Golgi apparatus; synaptic vesicle; early endosome
Molecular function (GO): voltage-gated chloride channel activity
Source: RefSeq, a predicted model, not a curated record
CAGCAACAUUUGUACAGGAGCGCUUUGAGGAAGAGUGUGGGUCAGUACUGGAGCGGCUGUGUGGUGAGGACAGUUCAACGAAGGUCACAGGAAAGUUCUGAGUGACGUCAUGUACCAGCAGGACCAGGUUGUGUGUAAAUGGAGGACAUGUGUGUAAAACUGACAUGGAGACGACUUUUGGAGACGACGCCUGAAGGAACUCGUUUAACAGCUUUGCUACUUUGGAGUCAGCAAUUCAGGAAGUUUGACUCUGCAAUAUUGGUGUCUGUGUGAGGCAGUGUGUUUUUGUAGGUGUCGGUGUUCUAUUUUUAUACGUAUGAAGGGGGACCCUGCGGUGGUCCCUUACAGGUGUAGAGUUUCCUGCGUGUUUUAAGCGAGAGUUUGUGUGGCGCAUCAUGGCCUCACUUAAUCUUGAAGUCAACUAAGCAUGCGGUUUGGUCCCGGAUGGAGACGUGGAUGUUAUCGAAGCAGAACUGAUGGAUGACAUCAUCAACCGGUCCAGUACAGUUACCAGGCAACAGGAGGGUUUCAGAGAGAAUUGUUUAAGGCUCUAACUACGCCAUGUCUAAUGGUGGGGGUGGAGCCGGAGGGGUGAGUAGCUCCACCCACCUGCUGGACCUAUUGGAGGAGCCCAUCCCUGGCGUAGGAACCUAUGACGACUUCCACACUAUUGACUGGGUCAGAGAGAAAUGUAAAGACCGUGAACGUCACCGCAAGAUUAACAGUAAGAAGAAGGAAUCCGCAUGGGAGUUCACAAAGAGCCUGUACGAUGCCUGGUCUGGGUGGCUGGUGGUGACUCUGACAGGACUGGCUUCAGGUGCGUUGGCGGGUCUAAUAGACAUCGCUGCUGAUUGGAUGAAUGACCUGAAGGAGGGAGUGUGUCUGAGUGCCAUGUGGUUUAACCAUGAGCAGUGCUGCUGGGGGUCGAAUGAGACCACAUUCGCUGAGAGAGACAAAUGCCCACAAUGGAAAACAUGGGCUGAACUCAUCCUGGGCCAGGCGGAGGGACCUGGUUCCUAUAUCAUGAACUACUUCAUGUACACGUACUGGGCUCUGGCCUUUGCCUUCCUGGCGGUGUGUUUGGUUAAAGUGUUCGCUCCGUACGCCUGUGGCUCAGGGAUUCCUGAGAUUAAGACCAUCCUGAGUGGCUUUAUAAUCCGAGGCUACCUCGGUAAGUGGACUCUUAUGAUAAAGACCAUCACUCUGGUGCUGGCUGUGGCGUCUGGCCUCAGUCUGGGGAAGGAGGGGCCACUGGUGCAUGUGGCCUGUUGCUGUGGCAACAUCUUCUCUUACCUUUUCCCCAAAUACAGCAAGAACGAGGCCAAGAAAAGAGAGGUGCUUUCUGCAGCGUCGGCUGCAGGUGUGUCGGUGGCGUUUGGGGCUCCAAUAGGAGGAGUUCUCUUCAGCCUGGAGGAGGUGAGUUAUUACUUCCCGCUGAAGACACUGUGGCGGUCUUUUUUCGCCGCCCUGGUGGCAGCGUUUGUGCUGCGCUCCAUUAACCCGUUCGGAAACAGUCGCUUGGUGCUGUUUUAUGUGGAGUACCACACGCCCUGGUACCUGUUUGAGCUCUUCCCCUUCAUCCUGCUUGGUGUGUUUGGGGGGCUUUGGGGAGCCUUCUUCAUCCGAGCCAACAUUGCCUGGUGCCGCAGACGUAAAUCCACACGCUUCGGUAAAUACCCAGUGCUUGAGGUGAUCACGGUUGCUGCCAUCACGGCCAUCGUAGCAUUUCCAAAUCCGUACACGCGGCAGAACACCAGCGAGCUGAUUAAGGAGCUGUUCACAGACUGUGGGCCGCUGGAGUCCUCUCAGCUGUGUCAGUACCGCAGUCAGAUGAACGGCAGCCAGGCGUACCCUGAGGGGUCAGACGCAGCUUCCACACCCGGCGUCUACUCCGCUAUGUGGCAGCUCAGCCUGGCACUCAUCUUUAAAAUCAUCAUGACUAUCUUCACCUUCGGCUUAAAGGUGCCCUCAGGUCUGUUUAUUCCUAGCAUGGCUAUUGGGGCAAUAGCAGGGCGAAUCGUGGGCAUUGCUGUGGAGCAGCUAGCCUACUACCACCAUGACUGGUUCCUGUUUAAGGAGUGGUGUGAGGUGGGCGCAGACUGCAUCACUCCAGGCCUCUACGCCAUGGUGGGAGCAGCAGCCUGCUUGGGUGGUGUUACACGGAUGACAGUCUCUCUGGUGGUCAUUGUGUUUGAGCUAACGGGUGGACUGGAGUACAUUGUGCCUUUGAUGGCAGCAGUGAUGACCAGCAAGUGGGUGGGAGACGCGUUUGGUCGUGAGGGAAUCUAUGAGUCACAUAUCCGGCUGAACGGAUACCCGUUCCUAGACGCCAAAGAAGAAUUCACACACACCACACUGGCACGGGAGGUGAUGCGUCCACGACGGAAUGACCCACCGUUAGCAGUGCUGACGCAGGAUGACCUGACACUGGCUGAACUGCAGGCGAUCAUCAAUGAGACCAGCUACAAUGGUUUCCCCGUCAUCGUUUCAAAGGAGUCCCAAAGACUGGUGGGCUUUGCCCUCCGCAGGGAUAUCACUAUUGCAAUAGAGAAUGCCCGGCGGAAGCAGGAGGGCAUCAUGCUGAACUCCCGUGUGUAUUUUACCCAGCAUGCUCCAACCCUGCCUGCGGACAGCCCACGCCCCCUGAAGCUCCGCAGCAUCCUGGACAUGAGCCCCUUCACCGUCACUGACCACACGCCCAUGGAGAUCGUAGUGGACAUCUUCCGCAAGCUUGGCCUGCGCCAGUGCCUCGUCACCCAUAAUGGGAUUGUAUUGGGCAUCAUCACUAAGAAGAAUAUUUUAGAGCAUCUGGAGGAGCUCAAGCAGCACAAGGAGCCCCUGACGCCUCCUUGGUAUUAUCACAAAAAAAGAUAUCCUCCGUCAUAUGGCCCAGAUGGCAAACCAAGACCCCGAGUCCAUAAUGUUCAACUAGUGCCCUCCUUCACCAGACAUGAGGAAGAGGAGGAGAGUGAAGAGGAGGUCAGAUUAUUGGACCGGACAUCACACUGACCUUAUGACCCCAUUUUUUGUAUCCUAACCCCUCCUGCACCCUACACACAGCACUAAACUGAGCAGCAGCUGCCCUGGUGGGGAAACCUCUUUCAUACAGGCUACCUUUCGUACAGGCUAUUGGGAAAGACGUCCAUUGACAAGCCCGGCUGCUGAAAGAAGCUUGGAAAUCAGGCGAAGCUCCAGCCCUGCUGCUCUGCCCCACUGAUGGACAUCCACAUGCUAACAUGCUAAAGCUAAGCUAAUGAACUCACACAAAGGCAUGCAACCACAAUGGCGCCACAUGGCCCAGGCACCUUCACCCAAACCCACCUUGUUUGACCUUCCUGACUGAAAGAGGGCUUGUUACUCGUGGUGAAAGGUCAAGAUGAACCGCUCAAUGGCGAGGAGGGACCUUCACAAAGAAGCCUCAACCUACCGCUGUGACCCCUGCCACUCUAACUGCCCUGCCACUACCCCACUGAACUCAACAACCAUUGUUUACCUGUAACACCUGUGUGAGUUUGAAUGAGAGAGCAUGUCUGGGUGAGGAAGUGUAUGUUUUGCAUGUGUUUGUAUGAGAACAAGCAAAAGAAAAGGAGAUCCACCACAUUCCAAUUUCCUACUGGAAUGCUGCUCCCCCCCCCCAUCUGAGAAGAUGAAGGAAGCAGAACGGUUAUGGACGUGUGCUAGCGUAUGGCUGUGUGAGUUAUUGUUUUUCUCUUGAAUGAGAUGACAAAGAAUCAAGCGACCCAUCAAGUGUUUAACAUUGUGACAUGAUCAAAUGUACAAAAAAGCGGAGUAUGGCACCACCUUGUGGAAAGCUACCUGAAGAGAAUUAAUUCUUUUUUUUGGCUUAUAUGUAUGUUUUGUUUGUUUUUUCAACUUUUGACACUAUAAAUGCGCUCUUGAAUUCAACCGUCAGGAGAAUAAAAACAUCAGGUCAGCUACAAUUUGCUGAGACGUUUAAGUGCAUCCAUAAAACUGAGAACUUGUAAAGGUGGAAUUUGUUGCUUUUUGUUACUGGAAAUGGCCAAAAAACACAAAACACAGUUUCUUUUCAAGCAAUUAUUGUUGGUACUACAUUUAGAUGCAUUAAUCAUGUAAUUUAUCAUGUCAGUCCUUGUAAUUUUAAGAAGAAAUGUGACUUGAAUAGUGCACUUUUUUUUAAGGUCCUGCCAUUAUAAAUGGUCGUCGUUCAUCAGUUUUCAUUGUUAAAUGAGAAUCGUCAACCAACAUGCGUCAAGAGUACUUCAUGUUGUUGUUUCUAAAUAGAUUCAUGGUGCAUGGACCACAUUCAUGCCCAGUUUGUCAAAAUGUGACGAAUGUGGUUGUGCUUUCUCUGAUCAAAUUAGAAAAGGAUGAUUGCACGAAGCUUGCGUGAUAAACACUGAUUAAACUUGUUUAAUCAGAAGUGUAGGACCUUUACACUGGAGGGAUAACAGAUGUCCUUGCCCUGUUAUUUUUUUUCUUUUUUGCAUCCUUAUGCACAUUAAGGACUCAUCUGGUACGUUUUCUGUCAUCGGCCAGUACAGUUGUUCUGUUACCUCACAGCACAAACUCAGCUUUUUGUUUGGAAGCUAAUCCUAAAACAUUUGCUAACACUGGAAGUUUCAAAAAGCUGAAAAAACUCAUUUAAAGUCUUUUAAAAGCUUGUGUUGUGACUGGUUCAACUGGAAGAUUCAACCAAGUGGGAAGCCUGUGAUGUGGAAUUUACGCUUGUAUAUCAAUAUAAAAGAGACAACACCAUCCUCAUUUGCAAAAUCACAUGAUCAAACAAGUCAGUAUGUUGGUGUCUGUGACUAAACUAAACACGAGCUCCUGCUUACAGUAACUUGCACCCUUCUGCUUUAGCCACUUGAACUCGACCUGCUUAUGGCUGGAUUCUCCAGACUUGGUUUUGAUGUUUGUGAACAUUGAUGUGCUCAGCGGUGUCAUAGAUCUAUGCUAUCUCUUUAUUUUUUUUAAUGUUGCUUUUUAUCUUUCUUUUUUUUCUCUCUGCUGAAUUACACCUUUUUUAGUAUUUUGAUAGGCUGUCAUUUCUUUCUCCACAAAAAAGCUCUCCUUUGUUUCCAUAGUGACACGCUCGAGUCUUUUCUGCUGAGAGGCUUACAGAGAAGGGAAGGGUCUCAGAGCUCAACUGCAGUUAGUUCUUGUUGGUCAGUGAAGAAAAAAAAAAAAACAAAACUUGUUCUUAUGUUCCUCUCCUGUUUUAUUUAUAUUAGUGCUAGACUUGUACAUUACUGUAAGAA